Gloeophyllum trabeum ATCC 11539 is the source of this 1881-nucleotide messenger RNA. RefSeq lists its product as uncharacterized. NCBI's taxonomy places the organism in Eukaryota, Fungi, Basidiomycota, Agaricomycetes, Gloeophyllales, Gloeophyllaceae. The transcript is spliced from 9 exons. The record is from RefSeq and is a predicted model, not a curated record. The coding region runs from base 1 to 1881 and encodes 626 amino acids.
AUGGCCACUAUAUACCAGCAGAGAGCGAAAAGAUGGAACACAAAUCCCUGGCUAGCGGAAUGGUUCUCCAACACCUUCGAAUACUGUCACAACUGCCCAGAAGGCAAACAAGCAUUUCGCGAAGAAAGUGUAGUUUCAGCCCCAGCGUUCAACAGCGUCUUAAGCAAGUUUGGACCCGCGGAGGGCCGCAAAGUGCUGAAUAUAUGCACCGAGAAACCAACCCCGAGGGCACGCAGCCGUUAUGCCAAUGCUAAGGGCAAGGCCAGAUUAUUCCACUUGGCCGGGUAUGUAGCUGAGAAAAAUCUAUGCCACCCAGAGAGAGUCCUACCUGCUGUCAAGAGACGCCGGGGGGAAAGCUCUACUGCGUGGUUAGCGGACAAGGUCCGCGAUACUAUGGAAUUACAGCGGACCAGGCCCGAUAUCUUCGUGCCUGGCAUCCUUCGCAGAGGCGCGAGCACGAUCCCCUCGCCCGAGAUCCUCUCCAAACCGGGCCACUACCAGGAAUUUCACCGGACCCAUGAUGCUAUACGAUCUCGGAUGUAUAUCUUUACAAUGUCUUAUAUGACCUGGAAAGAUGCAGCAGAGCUAUUCGAAGACCUAGCUAGGCAGGGCCUCACGACAGCCUCUGCUAUAGAAAGGGCGUAUAGGCAAGACACCAAGCUCAUGUGGCGCCUGGUUACCUGCUUUGCGAAGGCGGACUUCUUGAAAGGUCUUCUGUGGGGAACGUUCGUCCAGAUAGUCUCCUGGAGUGACCAUUUCAGCAAGUAUUUCAAGAGGUGGCGGUCUCAGGAUGGUGUCGCUCAUGUUGAGCCGAACGUGUCCUACAUUACUAAGAAUGGCUUCAAUAAGAGUCAACUGGAUGAACUUGUCUUCCGCUCUUUUUGUGACAGCGGGCAUACUGGCGCUUUCUUCGAGAACCUGAGCAUGCUGCUGGAGGAGGACCCGACACUGACUCGUAAAUUUGACGCUGACGUAUUCGACGCGAUGGGUGACCUUGCCAUAGUCUCGGAAUUCAUUGUGAACAUUCGUGACUCUGCGUUCGGGCAAACUCUAUGCAAGCACAUGAAAUCUGUUCUCGAGUCGGAUUCUCUAUCAGUCAAUGACAUGUUCCCGUUCGUGUGUGGGAUUCAUCCAUCGAAGUUAUCUUAUCCCUCGGUCCCACCGUCCGAUUUCUGGACCGCUGCCAACGUAAUGGUGCGCGCCGUCGCGAACGCUUGGCUGCAAGUAACUGGAUCGCUCGACUUGUGGGAGCCAUUACACAGUUUGAACAUCAGUAUCCUGGACCCAGGAAGCAAUCAUACCUUGCCGAGCGUUUUCGAUGCAUUUUGGACCGAUAUUGACCUUCAACUUUGGGAAAUGGCUAAAGCUCUUGAUUGGCCUGGGCGAACGGGGUCAGUUGCGAAGAAAUUCGGUCUCCUUUCACCUUCGGAUCCCAAUAAGCCAACUUUCCUCCGAAACCUUCUCAUUUAUAUGGAUGUCUGCGAGGGUGAAGAAAGGAAGGCACAGUCUACGCCAGCCCCUGCUCCGGUCGUCGACGUUCCUCUCGCUGCCCCGAGGGAAUCCGUCGCGCAAUCAGGCCAUGCUUUUGUCAAAGAAAUGAAUGUUAAGGGCCCGAAAGCCAAGACUCGAUCUGCUGGACAAGGCAAGGAGCCUUCCAGGACACAGGAUCACAAUAAGGAAGAAGAAUCUCUCGAAAGCUUUCCCCUAUAUCUUCCGCCUCAGUUCAAGUUGGGGAGGAAGGUAGGCAAGAUAUUCGAGCGGCUACUAGAUCCUGACCCGGAAACGUCCCCUGAUGAAAAUGCUCCGAAGAAAGGGCAGAUCAGAUGGGGUGACUUUGAACGAGUUAGUCUUAUCAAUGAGUCACGUUACAAAGGUCGCUAA